GACCGACUGACACCUAUCAACUGAUUUCAACUCUAAUUUGGAAAACGCUGCUAUUUGAACUGAGCAUACUCAUAGUUCAGCAGGUGAUUAUCAACAACUUGCAAGUUAACUUUAGGAAUAUACUCGGUAAGUUAGUGUACUUUUAAACGUGUAUUUUUGACAAUGAAAUAAGUUGUGCUGCAGCAGAAUAAAGGAGGCUAUCAUUUUCAGUAACAGGCAGCAACUUUACCAAACUAUCUGGCUUUCUUGUGUUCAGCUUUUGAGGACUUUGACUUUAUUCACCAUGCAACAACGGUUUCCACAUAGGAUGUACCCCGAAAGGAUGGUAUUUUGGUGAAUUAGUUUGAGAACGUUUGAACGGGAAUAUUGCGUCAAUAAAGGUGAUUCUACUCUGCGUUAAUCGUGGCCACUAGUCUACCUGUCACCGAAUUAUUUCAACCAACCACUCCCACCCCGGUCCCCUCGUGCUGUCUUUCCGUGGAUCGCCUGCCUCGCCCGCUAACAGUGAUGACGUGCGGUUGGAGUCCGGGAGCUGUCACGGUUUGGAGAACUACCGUUUUCCUGCUCAACAUCGCGUGCGCAGCGUCGGCCAAGAGACACGUCGUCUACUGGAACUCCACCAACACUAGUUUGACGGGAGGGGAUCUGUCCAUCCAGGUGAAUCUGAAUGACUACCUGGAUAUCUACUGCCCCCACUACCCUCACCCGUCUCCCCCCAGUGAGGUCUACCCCCAGGCCCCACCAGACAGCCUGGCCCUGUACCUGGUGGCUGAGGGGGGGUUCAGGGGCUGUGUGGAGACCCAGGGGGCCAUCAAGAGGUGGGAGUGUAACAGCCCCCGUGCCCCCUUCGGUCCUGUCCGCUUCUCAGAGAAGAUCCAGCGCUUCACCCCCUUCUCUCUGGGCUUCGAGUUCCUCCCCGGACACCACUACUACUACAGCUCAUUGCCUACAGGGGAAAGCUCUCCGCUGCCUUGCAUGAAGCUGCGAGUCACAGUGUGCUGUGAGCCCACAACCAAAGGGUCCAAGCAGAACAAGCAGGAACAAGGUACUCCAGCUCUUCACAGUGGUGUGUGUUCAAUGAGGACAGUUCCUCUUUCUCUCCUCCUCCUCAUCCCACUCUUGAACUUCCUCUCUAUCUAGCACCCCUCUAUUCAAGCUGACCUGCUGAGUAUCUACCAUGCCCACUGUAGAUGGCCUGCCUCACCCACUCAGUCCUUACUUUAAACUAUCCACACCUCAUAGGGAGGCCAAGUCUUCAUUUCAGACACUAAAAUGACUGCAAUAGGGUAGACUUCAACACUACACACACUCCUACUACACACUCUAACUACACACACUCCAACACAUCACCUCUGUCUUUUCUGGGGUGGCACUAAUCUUUCUCUUCUUGGCCUCCUCUUUUCUCUCUGUCCACUCUCUCCUCUCGUUCCUCCUCUUCCAUCCCUCGCUCCUGUCUAAGCUCCCUCUGAAACAGACUGACACUAAUCUACCAUCAAAGCUCCCAUUCUUCAUUUCCCACCUUUAUCCACUCCAUCCUGUAGACUCCAUCUGUGUCGUCUCUCUUCCUCUCUCUUCCCCUCUCUCUCUCUCUCUUUCUGUCUCUGUGUGUGUGAACAUAAUGUGCCAGCUGAGGCAAAGUGGACCAUCCAGACGUUGUUCUGUUAAAUUACUACGGAGAGGACCAGACUGGCUGUCAGAGGUUACUGCUUCUGAACACAACCAUGUUUUUGAGUUGACCUCAUUGGAUUUGAAAGUCAUUGUUUUCUAGACAAAAAACAACUAUUUUUUUUGUAUCCAUUGUGGGACCAACACAGUAACACCAAACGUUGAUACAACUUAAUUUUAAAAAGUUAGAGUGACGACACUGCCUCAAACAGGAUAUGCUGUGUGAGUGGAACCCUGGGAAUGGUGAACUAGAAUAUUGUGACUGUUCUGCUACGCCCUCUACUGGGAUCAUGCUGGUUAGACUGGUCCAACUGUUCUGUAACACCUGACACUCUGGGAUUGGAGAAUAGACCCUGCUACUCUGUGGUCUUCAUCUGACCAUAUCUGGAAUUAACUGGACUGUGUCUGGUGGUUUACCUCUGUCUUAAAAGGCAAUCAAAAGGAAUUGUGGGAAACACACUGAGGGUACCGCCUCACUUCACCUCACACGCUCCGAACCACAUCGGCUGAUUGACAGAUGCUCCUCACCAACCAGGUGUGCAGGUACAGUAUUUAGACUGUCUGCUGAGCACUUAACCAGGCGAGGACCUCUACCAAUGAGAAGAAGCCAAAGCUGGUGUUUGUUUGAAUAGAGGUUUUUGUUUUAGUGCAGUAAAGAUUCUGCUUUAGGUGUUUCAGUUAAAUGUUGAUGUUUUGUAGAGGUCCUGUAAUGUUGGCAUCCAUUUUGAUUAUUUGAAACAUCCUGAAAAAAAAAUCAAUUUUUACAUGGCUGAACUUUUUUUAUACAAAUGUUUACAGGUCUAGAUUUAGAUUGCUGUUGUUUAUAGUGCUAUCAAGAAUAACUAAAGCACUUUAGUACAGGUUACCCUGUAUUUUUCUUUCAGUUAUAAAACAUACAUUUUUAUCAUCUUUUCCUUAAACAAAUAGCAUUAAAAAAUGCCAUUUUAUUAUCAAAGCAAUUUAAAUGAAUUAAUUUCAUUUUGAUUGUUUCAUAUAUUUUAUCUUUUGGUUAGAUAUGACAUUUUUGAAUUUAUUACUUCAAUGCAAUUUCAUGUUCCAAUUACAAAAGUAAUAUCACUAAAGUUCAUUUACAGUAGAAGUGUUACAAAUAUCACUAACUUAGCAAACAUGCAUGUUUCCUUUUCAAAAGUGAAACUGAAAUUAUUAACUGAAAUUAUUCUUAUUAAUUUAAUCCCACAAAAAAUAGUGUAUUUAAUUAAAUUUAUAAUUCUGAUUAGUUUCUUACCUUAAUCCAACAUUAUUAAUCAUUCUUAAAUACAGGCUUUUCUGGGCUGCAGAUUCUUCCACAUUCUAAUGUUGUCUUUGGUCACAGCAUUUAGAAAAACAAUGUUUUCUUUCAGAAUAAAUAUGUUGACUAUUAGUUAUUCCUGUAAGCACUUACUCACGAAGAGGAGUUUGUAGUAUUACAUUACACACACAUUUGGAUAACAAUAUGCUUCAAUGACAGUUAAAUAUUUUGUUCUAGUCUACGCAGGUUAUUCAGUAAUGUAAUGAUUAUUCCAGGGGUUUAAACACUGAUGUCUGGAACCUUGUUGUAUAAAGCUGGUGCUCCCAGAUUUAGUUUUUUUUGUUUUCACAUUUUAGUGAAGUAUGUAGCAUCUUCUAUGAAGAGCGAACUGCAAACUGAGCCCAUUUAUACAAGGUGAGAUGACAAAAUAAAGAUGAUUGCAAUAAGA
Molecule: messenger RNA, 3362 nt
Organism: Oncorhynchus masou masou (cherry salmon)
Lineage: Eukaryota; Metazoa; Chordata; Actinopteri; Salmoniformes; Salmonidae
Product: ephrin-A4-like
Exons: 5
Coding region: 508-1140 (210 amino acids)
Biological process (GO): ephrin receptor signaling pathway; axon guidance
Cellular component (GO): plasma membrane
Molecular function (GO): ephrin receptor binding
Source: RefSeq, a predicted model, not a curated record